Molecule: messenger RNA, 1104 nt
Organism: Penicillium verrucosum
Lineage: Eukaryota; Fungi; Ascomycota; Eurotiomycetes; Eurotiales; Aspergillaceae
Product: DNA-directed RNA polymerase I subunit RPA43
Exons: 2
Coding region: 1-1104 (367 amino acids)
Biological process (GO): DNA-templated transcription initiation
Cellular component (GO): RNA polymerase I complex
Source: RefSeq, a predicted model, not a curated record
AUGGCAAUUGACGCAAUGGAAAUCGACAACCUGCCAAUGCGCACAGCGGACGCAGAGCGCAAACGUAAAUCCAAAAAGGACGCAUCCCCAUCCGCAUCACCAUCCAAAAAGCGAAAGCAAGCCCCGUCCUCAAAAACUCCACAAACCCAAGACUCAACCCCCGAGUCCCCCUUCACCCUCACAACAGCAACCCUCUACCUGCCCCUGUCGCCCAUCUCCAUCUCGCCGACGCACGCGCUGGCCUCGCUGCUGGCUGAGCAUCUCUCGCCACUCAAGCCGCCGGCUCAUCCCCGCGCUUCCUCGGAUCUGAAUCCGCAGCCGCUUACACUCGCCACAACAGCAGACGAGUACGGUGUCUUGUACGUCUAUCUGACUGCUACGUUCCUGAUGUUCCGGCCGAAGCGCGGACAGACCCUUGACGGAUGGGUGAAUGUGCAGUCGGAGGGAUUCCUCGGUGCUGUGGUAUUCAAUUUGUUCUCUGUCGGCGUUGAGCGCAAGCGUCUGCCCUCGAACUGGAAAUGGGUUCCGCCUGGUGAGGAGGCUGAGACGCCGGCUGAGACCGAUGACGACUCAGGCUCUGAUAAGGAUAUGGCGGAUUUCGACGCCGAGAAGGAAUGUUUCAAGCCUGCUUCGCUUUCCGAGGAGGAGAUCGCGAUUAACGCUGAGGAGGACGAUGAGUCUGCCCACACCGGUUACUUCCAGUCUGUUUCUGGACACCGUGUGAGUGGAUCUGUGCGAUUCCGUGUUGUUGACGUGGAUGUUAUUCCCGGCUCUGAGCGCGAUCGUGGGUUCCUCAGUAUUGAGGGAACUAUGCUUUCUGUCGAGGAGGAGGAGAGGCUCUCUGAGUCUGAGCGCCAGGGACAGUCUUUGCCUCCGUCUUUCUUCCCGGCGUCUCAGAAGGUCUCUGGGUCUGUCCCCGUGAUGAACGUCCCGGCGGCGUCGACGGUGCAGGAGCUCUCGACUGUGGAUGUGCAUCUUGAUGCCAGCCCCAAGAAGGAGAAGAAGGAGAAGAAGGAAAAGAAGGAAAAGAAAGAGAAGACCGAGAAGACCGAGAAGAAAGAAAAGAAGUCCAAGUCUUCCAAGUCGAAGAGCAAGGACGAAUAA